UGCCUAAACCUGAGGUUCAGGCUAAAGUUAGCAGACCCAGGCCGGUAUAUAAGACCCCAGAUGAGGACUACGAAGAUGUCAGUCAUAUCAGCGUGGUGUACACUUCCCCUCUUUUGACCAACUGCAAAAACUUUGAGAGAUGGCACCCAAGAAGGCCAAGAGGAGGCAGCAGGCAGAGGGCGGCAGCUCUAAUGUCUUUUCCAUGUUUGAGCAGAGCCAGAUUCAGGAAUACAAGGAGGCUUUCACAAUCAUCGACCAGAACAGGGAUGGUAUUAUCAGCAAGGAUGAUCUGAGAGAUGUGCUGGCCUCUAUGGGCCAGCUAAAUGUGAAAAAUGAGGAGCUGGAAGCCAUGGUCAAAGAGGCUAGUGGCCCCAUCAACUUCACUGUCUUCCUUACCAUGUUUGGUGAGAAACUGAAGGGUGCCGAUCCUGAGGAUGUUAUCGUGAGUGCUUUCAAAGUCCUGGACCCUGAGGCUACAGGCACUAUCAAGAAGGAAUUCCUUGAGGAACUCCUGACCACCCAGUGUGACAGGUUUACUGCUGAGGAGAUGAAAAAUCUUUGGGCUGCCUUUCCUCCAGAUGUGGCUGGCAACGUAGACUACAAAAACAUCUGCUACGUCAUCACACACGGAGAGGAGAAAGAGGAAGAAUAAUCUCAGUCCAUCAACCAUCUCUCUAACUCCUCUCAUUAUCACAACAUCUUGUUACAUUAUCAGUCUCCCCAUGGUCUAUCUGUCCUCUCAGAGAAAGACAUGUCUAAACUGGUGGUCUGUUAGAAUUUGGGCUGUCUGAACAUGAGUCAUAUGGAGAUAAUGUGAUUAUGAAAUAAUAUAAAUAAAUAAAAUAAAUAAUCUAAAAUCAUGAAAUCACACCCUCUCCAUUCUGUCUGCCAGUAUUUCCCUUUAUAAAUGUAUAAGCAGAGGAGAUAUUUAAAGAGAUGGUGCAUCUCUGUAACAGAGUGCCACCCUCUCUCUCAGUGUCUCCCGUUUCUUUUCAUGGAGAGACAGAAAUAUUAAGAAGGAAAGACAUUGAGCACUAAGAAAAGAUGCAGAGGAAGACAAAGUGAGGAUGAGU
Molecule: messenger RNA, 1073 nt
Organism: Carassius carassius (crucian carp)
Lineage: Eukaryota; Metazoa; Chordata; Actinopteri; Cypriniformes; Cyprinidae
Gene: mylpfb
Product: myosin light chain, phosphorylatable, fast skeletal muscle b
Exons: 6
Coding region: 140-652 (170 amino acids)
Biological process (GO): skeletal muscle tissue development
Cellular component (GO): cytoplasm
Molecular function (GO): calcium ion binding
Source: RefSeq, a predicted model, not a curated record